This is a messenger RNA of Closterium sp. NIES-65, 1284 nucleotides long. NCBI's taxonomy places the organism in Eukaryota, Viridiplantae, Streptophyta, Zygnematophyceae, Desmidiales, Closteriaceae. The record is from the annotation of a GenBank genome assembly.
AUGGCUACCCCCAGCGUCCUCGCUUUUGACGCUGAGGGUCGGGCCAUUGACUUUGACGUCUGGGUAGAUGACCUGCAGCUUUUCCUACAGUGCGAUAGAGCAGACGGUCUCUCCCUCUUUGACCUCACUUCUGGUGCCUCUCCUGCCCCUACUGCUGAUGCUGACGCCACUGUUUGCUCACAGUGGGCCACACGCGAUGCUGCUGCACGUCUUGCUGUGCGUCGCCACUUGCCUACCUUUGAGCAUGCACACUUUAGCCAGUACAAGAGUGCUAGGACCUUGUACGACGCUGUAGUUGCACGCUACUCUUCCCCUGCUACUGCUGCACUUAGCCGCCUCAUCCUGCCGUACCUCUUCCCUGACCUCACUGCUUUUCCCACAGUCGCUGACCUCAUUACGCACCUUCGCACUAGUGACAUUCGCUACCGAGCUGCCCUUCCCGCUGAGUUCUGCGCCAAGAACCCCCCCCCUAUGGGUGCUCCCCCUCUCCUCUCUUGCCCUCUGUUGCCUCUGCUGCUGCGGCCGACCUCGUUGGUCUUGAGUCGGGCGGUGCCGCGUCUGCCCCUAGCUGGAGACGCCGCACUGGCAAGGGCAAGGGGGGCAGGGGCGCUGGAGGAGCUAGCGGGGGCGGUGGAGGCGGCGGUGGUGGCGGCGGAGGGGGUGGGGGUGGCGGUGGGGGUGGUGGCGGGGGUGGGGGCGUCGGUGGCGGCAGUGGAAGCGGAGGCGGCGGCGGCGGUGGCGGUGGGAGCGGAGGUGGCGGAGGUGGCGGUGGUGGAGGUGGCGGCGGUGGAGGAGGCGGCGGCGGAGGAGGUGGAGCUGGUUCGGGUGGUGCUACGCAAAGGGUCGGCUCCAGUGGAGCGCGGUGGGGGUACUGGUCCGUGCACCUACGUCCUACGCAUCGGCGACCGUGCGGGUGAGCCGUGCGGGGGUGCGCACUCCACCCAGCGCUGCUUUGGCCGCCUGACGGACGCUUGGCGUCACCAGUUUCCUGAGGCCACUGAGAUCCCUCGCUGGGGCGAGCUGUCUAGGGCGGAAGUAGCUAUCUUUGACCUUGACUUUGAUGCUAUUCUUGCUGCCAUGUAUGCUGUGACUAUUAGUGAUGAGGGUGACUGUUACCGGUGUUUUUCACCCGACCCAGGCAUUGUGACUGCUGCUCUAGGUACUGGUGAGGCUGCUCUAGGUGCUAGCGAGGCUGAAGCUCUAGGUGCCAGUGCGUCUGCUUCCUCAGGUGCUGGUGAGCCUGCUCUCUCAGGUACUGCGUCGGCUUCAGCCUCCCACCCUUGA